AAAUAGUGACUACACAUUUCUUGCAUUGGCUACACUGCGAUUGUGAAGCCUGUUUCGUCGCUCUUCCGGCUUACGUCGGUCUUUCACGAUCUUUCAGACGAGCAAAAUGGCUGAUCAGAGCGAGCGCGCCUUCCAGAAACAACCUACAAUCUUUCUUAACCGUAAGAAAGGUUUGGGCCCAAAGCGUAGGAAGCCUAUGAGAUAUAGCCGCAAUGUCGGGCUCGGUUUCAAAACACCUCGUGAAGCUCUCGAGGGAACCUAUAUUGAUAAGAAAUGCCCAUUCACUGGCAAUGUAUCGAUUAGAGGACGUAUCCUGACUGGUGUUGUACAAAAGAUGAAGAUGCAACGUACUAUAGUUAUCCGCAGGGAUUAUUUGCAUUACAUUAGGAAGUAUAACCGUUUUGAAAAGCGUCAUCGCAAUAUGAGCGUCCACCUUAGUCCUUGCUUCAGAGAUGUAGAAAUUGGUGACGUAGUCACUAUUGGAGAAUGCAGACCUUUGAGCAAGACAGUAAGAUUUAAUGUAUUGAAGGUUUCGAAAGGAACAGGAUCAAAGAAAAGUUUCAAGAAGUUCUAAACAUCUCUUCAGUAAUGAAUCAUUGGCACAGAUUUCAAGAAUGAGGUAAGAAAAAAUGCAAAACUUUCCAACCAAGUGUUAUACAAUCCUGUAUUGUAAUAUUGUAGCAUAUAUACAAUUCUGUAUUGUAUUGUGUAAUAUUCUCAUUCGAAAUCUGGUAAAAUGACAAAUAAAAUAAUUUCUAUAAAAA
Molecule: messenger RNA, 764 nt
Organism: Monomorium pharaonis (pharaoh ant)
Lineage: Eukaryota; Metazoa; Arthropoda; Insecta; Hymenoptera; Formicidae
Gene: RpS11
Product: 40S ribosomal protein S11
Exons: 5
Coding region: 107-574 (155 amino acids)
Biological process (GO): translation
Cellular component (GO): cytosolic small ribosomal subunit; ribosome
Molecular function (GO): structural constituent of ribosome
Source: RefSeq, a predicted model, not a curated record